Messenger RNA from Fibroporia radiculosa, 2529 nucleotides. RefSeq lists its product as uncharacterized. Gene Ontology annotation, biological process: double-strand break repair via homologous recombination. Bases 1 to 2529 code for a protein of 842 amino acids. The record is from RefSeq and is a predicted model, not a curated record. Lineage: Eukaryota; Fungi; Basidiomycota; Agaricomycetes; Polyporales; Fibroporiaceae. Gene Ontology annotation, molecular function: 3'-5' DNA helicase activity; nucleic acid binding; ATP binding. Gene Ontology annotation, cellular component: cytoplasm; chromosome. The transcript is spliced from 28 exons.
AUGCCAGAUACAUCUUCACCACUACGAGAUGUGGAUACGUCAUUGCCCUCUUCAAGUUCACACUCGGGGCCUGAAUCACUCGAUACAAUAUUCAUCAAGAACACUAGCAUUUCCAAGGCCUGCUGGAAGAUUCUCACCACAACAUUUGGUCACACAGAGUAUAAAGGGAAACAGAAGGAGGUUGUAGAGGCUGCGGUACAAGGCCUCGAUGUUUUUGUCCUAGCACCAACGGGAAUGGGAAAGAGUCUGUGCUUCCAGGUACCUGCACUUGCUGCUCGACAUGGCGUUACAGUGGUAGUCUCUCCACUUCUUGCGCUGAUGAAGAAUCAGGUUGCCAAGUUGCGCAGCGUCUAUGUCUCUGUGGCCGCAAUCACAUCCGAGACUUCCCAUGAGGACAGAAUAUAUAUUCUCGAAGACCUCAACUCGGGCCAUCCAGAGAUCCGCCUUCUUUAUGUCAGCCCAGAGAAAUUUUGUACCCCCGAGUUCAAUAAGCUUCUCGGCAGACUCGAUGAGCGGGCUCAACUCAACCGGCUCGUUGUGGAUGAGGCUCAUUGUAUAUCGGAAUGGGGGCAUGAUUUUCGUGAAGAGUACCGACGUCUUGGGUCGUUCCGAGAUAGAUUUCCUUAUAUCCCCAUUAUGGCCUUGACGGCUACAGCAACCCCUGUCGUGCAAGAAGACAUUGUUAGAAGCUUGCACAUGCCCCGGGAACGCCUUUUCAAAGUCGUCCAUCCGUUCAACAGAGCGAAUCUCUUCUAUGAAGUCCGCUACCUGUCGUCUGCAGAUCCAGCUGCACAUAUGGUGGACAUAUUUGAUUACAUUAGCAAUUUGCAUCAUAGACGAGGACGUCCCUCUUCUGGCAUCAUCUACUGUCGCACUCGUGCGACGUGUGACAAUCUUGCUCAUUAUCUCCGAGGCAAAGGGCUCAAUGCGCGCCCAUAUCAUCGAGGUAUAGGUUCUAUUGUCCUCGACAGGACACUAGCCGAGUGGGAACGGGGUGGUUCAGGGCAAGGUGGCAUUGACGUUGUUUGCGCUACUAUAGCGUUUGGAAUGGGGAUCGACAAGGCUGAUGUUCGGUACAUUUUGCAUUAUGAUCUCCCCAAGAGUUUUGAAGGAUACUAUCAAGAAACAGGCCGAGGAGGACGCGACGGCUUGCCAUCAAAGUGCAUCUUGUUCUAUUCAAGAGAAGACGUGAUCAGAGUUCGUAAUUGGGUUUCUGGCUCGCAUGCAAAACGUUUAGAGCGAGCGGAGUCGCUAGAAGGCCCCAUGCCGAGCCAGCGUGCCGUGGAUAGUCUCACUGCGUUGAUCAACUUUGCGGAAGGCGUAAAUGUUUGUCGCCAUAUCACUAUUUGCAGGUACUUCGGUGAGCAUAUCGAUACAAACAGCCCAGAGGUAGCGAAAGGCUAUUGCGAUGGCAUGUGUGAUGUGUGCAAGUCCCCGGACAAGACGAAGCGACGGAAGUCGGAUCUGUCACCUGAAGCGCUUGUCAGCUCGCAGAUUGCUGUGUUACAGCGUCAAGCGGGCAGUAAUAAGGACGAUGAGGGCUCUCGUCGGAAGCAAAACUCUAUGUAUCCAAAUCACGGUUCGGCUUCUCGUCCCGCACCGAAAACCUCAACAAGCUCCGGGUGGAGGAAGAAUCUCAGGGACGGCGAUGAUGACGACGUAUCCAUAAGCUGGGACGUAUCUGAUGCAUGCAACAACGCCAGAGCCUCGGGUCCGUCUACCAGUAUCCGCAGAGCACCCAGCUCGAAGUCUUUUAAACGACCUGCUAGUUUCGACAAGAGAGACUAUGGUUGCGGGAAGAAGGUGAAAGUCAACACUCCUAUGCCUCUGGGAAUGUCAUCCAGGUUGAAACAGACCAUUAAUAAGCCUUUCAGAUCACCAUUUAUGCCAGUACCUCUUGGAAGUUCUCUCAGUCGGAGCGAAACUCCGCGGAGCCCGAUGGAUGGCCCUAUAGAAAUUGAUAGAUUGGACGAUGGAGAUACUACCGAGGGGUCCACUGCGUCGCGAUCAGCUUCGGAAGAUAGAAUCAUCGAUAUUUCAUGCCUGAAUAACGAAUCUGAGGAGAACGCUAUCCGGAACCGAUCUUCAACACCGAGUCAACUCCCCGAUACCGACAUCGAGCUGGAAGCUCUUUUCUCCCAGAAGAAGGUCUCUAUUGAAACACGACAGGAAACAUUUGAUCAGCUUCGAGGGGCCCUUCAUCGCGUUUUCUCUCAGAGUAGCGCAGCGGGCCUUCUGUGGCAAAUACUGAGUAUGGAUUCGGCGGAUGACAAUAUUAGGAACGAUGCUCUGGCUAACGUGGCGCAGAGAGUUGAGUUCGAGGCACUUUCGUUGUGCACGACUGAGGACGGUUACAAGAUUCGAUCGCGGGAACGAAUCCAAGCAGUACAGCAACUCUCCAGGCCUGAAGUGUGGGAUGGCAAGACAUUGAACAAUCUUGAGUACGCGUGUGAAAUUGCAGAAACGACGAAACAGGUCUGCGCCCAGGCUCGGAGAAGCAUCAAGGGUAAAGGACGGGCAAGGUCGUGA